AUGGACGGCUCGCUUCCAGAGCCCCAACUUCCAGAAUCACACGUAUUGAUUGUUAUUACAGGCGGCACAAUAUGCAUGCGAAAGUCUGCAGAUGGACUGGUCCCUGCCCGAGGGUUUCUCAAAGCUGGACUUGCACCUCGGCCUGUUUUCAAUGAUGGAUCCUACCCAGAGCCUCUCGAAAUUGUUGUCGACGACAAGGGUACGCGAAAGGCUGUGCAGAGUUUGAGGACUCCGGUCAGCACAUAUGAACGCCGGGUUCGAUACUGUGUGCUGGAGUUUGAAAAACUGCUUGAUAGUAGCUCCAUUGACUCGACCGGCUGGGACCAGAUUGCGCGUACGGUGCAAAGGAACUACCAACUAUUCGAUGGCUUCGUCAUCUUACAUGGGACCGACUCACUGGCCUACACGUCGUCUGCGCUCAGUUUCAUGUUUCACAAUUUGGGCAAGCCCGUAGUCCUGACUGGAUCCCAAGCACCCAUGAUGAACUUGCAAACAGACGCCCAGGACAACCUGCUCAACUCGCUCAUCAUUGCUGGACACUUUAUGAUUCCCGAAGUGUGUCUCUUCUUCAACUUCAAGCUGUUCCGAGGCAACCGUGCAACCAAGAUAUCUGCAGAAGACUUUGAUGCAUUCGGCAGUCCCAAUCUGCCGCCGUUGGCCACCAUUUCCUCUACCAGGACCAAUGUACUGUGGCAUCGUGUCCAUCGCUCCACCGACCUCAGCCCGUUUGCCAUUCAGACGAACCUGGACACGGCACACGUAGCCUGUCUACGUGUCUUUCCGGGAAUUACGCCUGCAAUGGUGGAUGCAGUCUUGCAUCUGGAAGGGCUCAAGGGGCUCGUAUUGGAGACGUUUGGAGCAGGAAACACACCUGGUGGGCCGGACAGCGCAAUGACGCGAUGCCUGGCCGACGCAGUGAAGAGGGGAAUUGUGAUUGUCAAUGUAACACAGUGUCUGAGCGGCAGCGUUAGCGCGCUGUAUGCUCCUGGAGCCUUUCUUGGGCGAGCGGGAGUGGUGUUUGGGCAGGAUCUGACGUCAGAAGCAGCCCUUACCAAGUUGGCAUACCUCCUGUCGCUGCCGGGAGCGACGCCCGACGAGGUUGCGAAGCGCAUGUCUGUUUCAUUGCGUGGCGAGCUUACCGAGACAACACGAACUCAUUUCGAACAUCCUUCGAGGAGCGGCGUACUUACCCCUGAGCUCUCCAGUCUCACGGCGCUCGGGUACGCGAUCCAAAAGGGCGACUUGCAGGCGACGAGAGAUAUUAUUCGAGGUGAGCCUCGUUGGCUACUCAACGAUGCCGACUAUCAGAUGAACAGCCCAGUGCACCUGGCGGCAACCAGCCCCAACGUAGAGAUUCUGCGAGAUUUUCUGGCACAGGGGGCCUCUGUGCAUCUUCGAAACCGAUCAGGCAAUACCCCGCUCUUCCUGGCAGCGGCAGCAGGCCUGGCAGACCAUGUUCAGACACUGAUCGAUGCGGGAGCCCAUCUUCACAGCGACGAAGUGAGCACGGCCAAGCUGUACGCAUCGGAGGGCGACGGCAACGCUGAGAUUUGGAGCCGUGUGAUUGGGUGA
Molecule: messenger RNA, 1572 nt
Organism: Bipolaris maydis ATCC 48331
Lineage: Eukaryota; Fungi; Ascomycota; Dothideomycetes; Pleosporales; Pleosporaceae
Product: asparaginase-domain-containing protein
Molecular function (GO): asparaginase activity; protein binding
Source: RefSeq, a predicted model, not a curated record